Messenger RNA from Phymastichus coffea, 1515 nucleotides. RefSeq lists its product as uncharacterized. The transcript has 6 exons. NCBI's taxonomy places the organism in Eukaryota, Metazoa, Arthropoda, Insecta, Hymenoptera, Eulophidae. Bases 140 to 1051 code for a protein of 303 amino acids. The record is from RefSeq and is a predicted model, not a curated record.
AAUAUCAUCAAAUAUUGUCUAGUCCAGUGACUUGCUCUGUGUUUGUGACCAGUAGUAGCUACUACGGCUGUGUAAGCUCAAGACUUGCUUAUAGCUGAGUUUAUCUAUCAGAUAAAUCUUAUCGAAGACAGCACACACAAUGCCUCUUAAUUCUCUAGGAGAAAACAUUGAUUACACAAGUGAUCAAGAUAUUAAAUAUAUGUUGGAGGAAGAGGAAGAUGAUUAUUCAAUAGAAUUUGUAGGAUAUCUGUGUGAAAUACCAGGGUAUAAGACAGUGAUCGAUAAGAAUAAUCAAGAGAAGGAGUUAUUCAGGGCUGUAAUCUCUAAUGGCAAUAAAAGAAUGAUGCUGAUAACAUGGGAUCCAGAGAAAAUUGAAGAAUCGGCUCCAAAGUUCAUUUCAGGAGCAAUAUUACACCUGGACGGUUGCCAAGGUCACCAUAUUACGCUACGUAAAAGUCACAAAGACUUACAAUUACUUCCGUUUGAGAUCCUGAUCCAUCCUACAUCUGUAGUUCAAACUAAGGGUUUUCGUGUGAAGGCAACUGCAUCAAAAAAGGCAGAGAUUCCAACAAUAAUGUUCAAGGACAUAGAGAAUGCGACAGGUUACAUUAAAGUGAAAGCCUACAUUAAAACUGUUAUUACUCAAGCACAUACCCGUAGUGGUAGCAUGGAUUUUGGAUCUGGCUCGCUAACAGAUGGAUCACGAAAAAUAUCUAUACACGUUUCAAAUUUUAAGGCAGGCGACUCAUUGAAGAUGGUAAAAGGAUCAUGCGUUUUAGUGACAGCUGAAGUAAGCCGUACAGGAAAAUUUAGGCUAAUAUGCAAAAACAUUGGUGACAUUGAAGUCCUUGAAAAGGAGGACAAACUUCCUACAGACAAAGUUACAAAAGCAAAUGAAUCUUUGAAAAGAAAGAAUCAAAGUGAAAAUGAAAAUGUCAAUGCGAAAACAUAUGGCAACAAGAAAAUAAAGACAAUAUUAACGGAUACUAACAACGUUAAUAAUGGAAAAAACAUGAAUCUUGAAGAAAACAUCAUGGAAACUAGUUUAUAAUGGUCGUUUUUGUUAUUUAACAUCAAUGUCUUAACUUAUUAUUAUUUAUUAGAUUGUUCUCAAUAUCUUAACUUAUUAUUUAUUAGAUUGUACUCAAUAUCUUAACUUAUUAUUUAUUAGAUUGUUCGUAUUAGUUUUUUCAUACAAUAUAAAAAAUAACAAGACUUUCAUAUAUUAAUAACGAACUUUGGAAUACGUGGAUGUAUUUUUACAUUAUUUUUAGUUUAUUUUCUCGACAGACUUACGCUAAUAAAAAUGACUGAUGAAUAGAAUGAUUACAUGUUAAAAUGACUUGGUGCAAACUGUUGAAUACUAUGUGAUGAAUAAUUAUUUAGUAGUAAGGAAAAAGGUAUUUCAACAUUUUUUUUCUCUUACAGAAUGUCAUUUACUUAGAAAUCAUCUGUAAAAUAUAAUAUAUAAUAUAGAAGUUAUAUAUGAAUGUAAGAUGUAGUCAUUAGCAUAAG